Molecule: messenger RNA, 3909 nt
Organism: Alternaria conjuncta
Lineage: Eukaryota; Fungi; Ascomycota; Dothideomycetes; Pleosporales; Pleosporaceae
Exons: 5
Coding region: 1-3909 (1302 amino acids)
Biological process (GO): glutathione metabolic process
Cellular component (GO): cytosol
Molecular function (GO): 5-oxoprolinase (ATP-hydrolyzing) activity
Source: RefSeq, a predicted model, not a curated record
AUGCCGUUCGUUGAGCAGCCGCUGCAGGGUGCAGGCAUCCGCAUCGCUAUAGAUCGCGGCGGUACCUUCACAGACUGCUUAGGUAUUAUACCAGGGAAACCAGAUGUACUCGUCAAACUUUUGAGUAACGAUCCAACGAACUAUGCCGAUGCACCCACAGAGGGUAUCCGCAGGAUACUCGAGCAGGCCUUGAACGUAUCCUUACCACGCGGCGGCAAGAUUGACACCAGCAACAUCGAAUCGAUCAAGAUGGGAACUACGGUCGCGACAAACGCUUUGCUGGAACGUAACUCCACAAAAUGCGCGUUGGUCGUCACCAAAGGUUUCAGAGAUCUACUACGCAUAGGUGAUCAGACCAGACCGAAGCUGUUUGAUCUCAACAUCCGGAGGCCUGAGACCUUGUUCGACGAUGUACUAGAGAUUGACGAGCGCGUCACACUCCACGAUUCGACCGAGGACAAGUCAACACUACGAGACCCUGACCGCAACUCCUAUAACCUGGAAAGGGGGGUGGGCGGCGAAGCCAUUCGCGUUUUGCGACCAAUUGACAGCACACACGCCCGUGAAGGUCUCCAGGCCCUAUUCGACAAGGGCGUGCGGUCCUUGGCGAUAACGCUUAUCAACAGCUAUACUUUCCCGAACCACGAGCUUCAAGUUGCCGAUAUCGCCAGAGACAUCGGCUUCACGCAGAUAUCAGUCUCAUCACAGAUCUUCCCCAUGAUCAGAGCCAUUUCGAGAGGCUACUCAGCAACAGCAGACGCGUACCUUACGCCUUUGACGCGCAAUUACAUCGACGGCUUUCGUGAAGGCUUCGUAGGCGGCCUGGAAGAUACCAAGGGUGCUCGUUGCGAGUUCAUGCAAAGUGAUGGAGGACUAGUGGGGUGGCAGCACUUCAGUGGUCUCAAAGCUAUCCUGUCAGGUCCGGCUGGAGGUGUUGUCGGAUUCAGCAAGACAUGUUUUGAUGUACAGCGGAGGAAGCCAGUGAUAGGAUUCGACAUGGGCGGAACCAGCACUGAUGUUUCGCGGUAUGCGGGAACACUGGAGCACACCUUUGAGUCGAUCACGGCUGGUGUGACGAUUCAAUCUCCACAGCUAGAGAUCGACACUGUUGCUGCCGGCGGUGGAAGCAUACUUUCCUAUCGCAACGGUCUCUUCCUCGCAGGCCCCGAAUCAGCAAGCGCCCAUCCAGGCCCUGCAGCAUACCGAAAAGGUGGACCUCUGACGGUUACAGAUGCAAAUCUUGUCUUGGGACGUUUGCAGGCUGAGUACUUUCCAAAGAUCUUCGGCAAGCACGAGAAUGAACCUCUGGACUAUGAAGGCGCAAAGCGAGCCUUUGAAGAGUUACUCGUUACGGUCAACGCGGACCUGUCACAGACUAGCGGAAAGACGAAGACUGUCGAAGAGCUUGCUCUCGGCUUUUUGGAAGUUGCGAAUGAGACAAUGUGUCGGCCCAUACGCUCUCUCACUGAAGCCAAGGGGCACCGAACCUCUGAUCACGAUCUUGCGGUUUUCGGUGGUGCAGGCGGACAAGCUGCCUGCGCUAUUGCUGCUAACUUGGGCAUCGACCGCAUUUUGGUUCACCGCUACUCUUCUAUCUUGUCAGCAUAUGGCAUGGCAUUGGCAGACGUCGUUCGCGAUGUUCAAGAGCCCUGCUCAGUAUUGCUGAAGUCCUCUUUCGGUGAACUUGACGAAAGGCUGUCGUCGCUCGAGAAGAAUGCAGCGGAACAACUGGCCAACGACGGGUUCUCCGGCCAAACAAUCGGUUUCGAGCACUUUCUCAACCUCCGCUACGAAGGGUCUGACACAACCUUCAUGGUUUCGCGCCCUGAUCAAGGAACGUGGGACGACGCGUUUGUAGCUGAACACAAGCGCCAAUUCUCUUUCAUCAUGCCCGGACGCGAUAUCCUCGUUGAGAACGUGCGAGUCCGAGCGACAGCCCGGAGCCCAUCGGUCGAACCCGAGUUCAACCUCGAUCAACAGCUCACCGACUGCUCCCCAUCCGCCGUGUCGACAAAGAAGAUCUCAGAUCAUGUUUCUGUCUUCUUCGAAAAUGGCUGGACUACUUCUCCUCUGUAUCACUUGACAAAAUUGGCAAAGGGUGAUACCAUCGAUGGACCUGCCAUCAUUCUGGACAACACACAGACCAUCGUGGUUGCACCGAACUCCAAGGCAACUAUCCUAGAUCGCCAUGUCAUGAUCGAACUCGACCGAACGACUACCCUACCAGGCAAUGAAGCUGCAGCACCUCGGACUGUUGAUCCAGUCGAGCUUUCUGUGAUGGCUCAUCGCUUCAUGAGUAUCGCUGAGCAAAUGGGCCUCGCAUUACAGAAGACGAGUGUUUCGGUCAACAUCAAGGAACGUCUCGACUUCAGCUGCGCGCUCUUCAGUCCUGAAGGUCGUCUUGUAGCCAAUGCACCUCAUGUACCAGUCCACCUCGGCUCGAUGGAGCAGGCAGUUAUGUACCAGCACAACAAGUACCUAGGCCAACUACGACCAGGCGACGUCAUCGUCGCUAACCAUCCCAUAUCCGGCGGUACGCAUCUUCCGGACAUAACAUGCGUGACGCCUGUCUUUGACGAUGCAGGCAAGACCAUCAUCUUCUACACCGCUUCAAGAGGCCAUCACCAAGAGAUCGGUGGAAUACUCCCGGGCUCAAUGCCAGCCGGCAGCGUCGAAUUGCACGAGGAGGGUGCUAUGAUCGUGUCAGAAUACCUCGUUCGCGAUGGAGUCUUCGACGAAGAACUAGUCACGAGGGUACUACUCCACGACCCUGCCCAAUACCCCAGAUGCUUAGGAACACGCAAGCUCGCCGAUAACAUCAACGACCUUAAAGCACAAGUAUCCGCGAACGCGAAAGGCGCAGCGCUCGUGGCUGACCUUAUCGCUGAGCGAGGUCUCUUAACCGUACAUCUGAACAUGCAUGCAAUCACCGCCAACGCUGAGUCUUGUCCUCUUGUCGCACUUGACUUCAUGGACGACGGCACCCCUAUUAAGCUUGCCAUAACUAUCAACCCAGACAACGGGGCUGCGCACUUCGAUUUCACCGGUACAGGCGAGGAAGGGUACCACAGUUUCAACGCCCCACAAGCCAUCGCCAGGUCGGCCACACUCUACGUCCUCCGCUGCCUCAUCAACCAAGACAUCCCGCUCAACGAAGGCUGCCUCCGCCCCCUCACCUUCACAAUCCCAGAAGGAAGUAUCUUAAACCCUUCACCAUAUGCCGCAGUAUGUGCAGGAAACCCCAUCACAUCCCAACGCGUCACCGACGUUGUUAUCCGCGCAUUCGAAGCCUGUGCCGCAAGCCAAGGUGACUGCAACGUCUUCUCCUUCGGUAUAAACGGCGACUGCGACGACAGCGGCACACCCAUCCCCAACUCUGGUUUCGGCUUCGGAGAAACGAUAUGUGGAGGCAGCGGCGCAGGACCCGGUUGGCACGGUACUUCAGGCGUACACAUCCACAUGACGAAUACGCGUAUCACGGAUCUAGAGCUACUGGAGAAGCGUUACCCUGUGCUUCUUCGCGAGUUCAGCAUACGUGAUGGGUCGGGUGGACAGGGGCGGUGGAAUGGUGGGAACGGGAUUCGGCGCGUCUAUGAGUUUUACCGCGAUAUGAAUGCUUCGAUUGUUAGUGAGAGGCGGGUUACUAGGCCGUAUGGUAUGCUUGGGGGUGGGGAUGGGAGUAGUGGGGUAAAUUACAUUGUCAAGAAGGUUGGAGGGCGGUGGUGUAGAUUGGGUGGACGAAAGGACUUUUCUGUGCAGAAAGGGGAUUGCUUUGUUAUUGAUACACCUGGUGGAGGUGGAUGGGGAAUGAGGGAUGAGGAGACGGAUCAAGUGCAGACUGCACAAAAGUCGGCGGUGGAACGGAGGUUUGUUAGCCAGUUUCAGUUGGCGCAGGAAGCCAGCAACUAG